GAGCCGCCGUGACGAUGGUGGCCAGCGGGCGGGCGCGGAAGCUGGCGAGGCGCUACCGGCUGGCGGUAGCCACGGCCUUCGUCAUCCUCCUGCUCCAGGGGCUCGUUCUGUGGACCUCCGCCGGCCUCGACGAGGAAGGACCGGCCGAGGAGCGGCAGAAGAAAGCCGGGCUGCCCGAGAGCAGCGACAGCUCCAAGGACUCAGCCAGCUCUGCGGGGCGGCGGGGCAGCGCGGGCCGGAAGCACGGGCGAUGGCGGGGCCGGCCCGACAGCCCCGCUGCGCUGGCCUCCAGGGUGGUGAGAGCCGUCACGGCCAGGCACAAAGUGGGCUGGAGGCUGCCGGCCGCGCCGGACCCUUCCAGCCGCAGGAAUGCGUCGGAGCUGCGUGGGGAGGCCCAGCUGGCCGUCUUCCAGCAGGGUGACACGGGCAGCGUGGAGGGGGCGCCCCAGCCCACCGAGAACAGCUUCACCCCCAAGUGUGAAAUCACGGGCAAAGACGCCCUGUCGGCGUUGGCCCGGGCCAGCAGCAAGCAGUGCCAACAGGAGAUCGCCAACGUGGUGUGUCUGCACCGGGCGGGCAGCCUCAUGCCCCAAUCUGUGCCUCGCCACUGCCAGCUCUCAGGCAAAGUCAGCCCUGUCAUCCAGUGGGACGAGAGCCGGCUGCAGCAGGUGCCCCCCAACAAGCCCGUGCGCAUCGCCUACAUGCUGGUGGUGCACGGCAGGGCCAUUCGCCAGCUCAAGCGCCUCAUCAAGGCCGUGUACCACCAGCAGCACUUCUUCUACAUCCAUGUCGAUAAGCGCUCCAACUACCUGCACCGCGAGGCGGUGGAGCUGGCGCGGCACUACCCCAACAUCCGCGUGACGCCCUGGCGCAUGGUGACCAUCUGGGGAGGUGCCAGCCUGCUGAAGAUGUACCUGCGCAGCAUGAAGGACCUGCUGGAACUGACCGAGUGGCCCUGGGACUUCUUUAUCAACCUGAGUGCCACUGACUACCCGACGAGGACCAAUGAGGAGCUGGUGAUGUUCCUGUCCAAAUACCGAGAUAAGAACUUCCUGAAGUCUCAUGGCAGAGACAAUGCCAGGUUUAUCAAGAAGCAGGGCCUGGACCGGCUGUUCCACGAGUGUGACUCGCACAUGUGGCGGCUGGGCGAGCGCCACAUCCCCGAGGGCAUCGUGGUGGACGGGGGCUCCGACUGGUUCUCGCUGACGCGCAGCUUCGUGGAGUAUGUGGUCUAUGCCGAGGACCAGCUGGUGUCCCAGCUGCGCCAGUUCUACACCUACACGCUCCUGCCAGCUGAGUCCUUCUUCCACACGGUCCUGGAGAACAGCCACGCCUGCGAGACGCUGGUCGACAACAACCUCCGAGUGACCAACUGGAACCGCAAGCUGGGCUGUAAGUGCCAAUAUAAACACAUAGUCGACUGGUGUGGGUGCUCCCCAAAUGACUUCAAACCCCAGGACUUCCUCCGGCUACAGCAACUCUCCAGACCCACCUUCUUUGCCCGCAAGUUUGAGUCGACGGUGAAUCAGGAGGUACUGGAGAUCCUGGACACACACCUGUACGGCAGCUACCCGCCCAGCACACCCGCCCUGAAGGCCUACUGGGAGAACGUCUACGACCGUGUUGAUGGGCUCAGCGGCCUCAGCGACGUCACCCUCACCUUCUACACGGCCUUCUCCAGGCUGGGGCUCCGCAAGGCUGUGGCCGCACCGGCAGCGAAGGCUGACAAGCUGUGCAGAUUUGAGCCUCGGGGCUUCCCAUCCAGCGUGCACUUAUAUUUCUAUGAUGACCGUUUCCAGGGUUACCUGGUGAUGCAGGAAGUGCAGAAUUUGGCAACUGGGCAGGCAGGGUCCCUGGAGGUGUGGAUGAUGCCCCAAGGUGCUCUGAAGCUGGCAGCUCAUGGAGGGCAGGCAAACCGCUUACAAAACCUUGAGGUGGGCACAGAGUGGGACCCCAAAGAAAGACUCUUCCGCAAUUUUGGAGGCUUGAUGGGGCCUUUUGACGAGCCGGUGGCCAUGCAGAGGUGGUCGCGGGGGCCCAACCUGACGGCCACGGUGGUGUGGAUCGACCCCACCUAUGUCAUUGCGGCCUCCUACGACAUCACGGUGGAUGCCGAGGCAGAGUUCACCCAGUACAAACCCCCCCUCAACCGGCCCCUGCGCCCCGGCGUCUGGACCAUCCGCCUCCUGCAGUUCUGGGAGCCCCUGGGAGAGAACCAGUUCCUGGUGGUGCCACAGACCUUCAACCGCAAGCAGCCUCUCAGGAAAGACGACAGCAACUGGCUGCACGGCGGUCCCCCGCGCAACGAGUACAUGGAGCAGAGCUUCCAGGGCCUGGGUGGGAUCCUCAACCUGCCGCGCCCCGAGGAGGCGGAGCAAGCGGCGGGGCGUCGGGCGCAGCUGACCGGCAGAGCGCUGGAGGAAUGGGCGGACGAUGCCAUCGGCACCUUCUGGUCUGCGGCAGCCGUCUGUGGCAGCGGCUCCUCCCCCUGCGCCGCGCUGGAGACCUGCCGAGAAACCUCCUGGAGCUCCCUCUCCCCGGACCCCAAAUCGGAACUGGGGCCCGUCAAACCCGACGGGCGGCUGAGGUAGCAGGAGCAGCCGGGGGGGCGGCGGCGGCCCAGGGAGCGGGGAGCAUCUUCCCUCGCUGGUGGGGGGUGUCUCUGGACUGUCACCCCUUUAGUCGCUCAGUGGGAACCUCCGGGCAGGGGGGAAAACCUUCUCCUGGGGGGUAUUUUGGGCAGGGGGGAGUGUGGGGUCAGUCUUACCCACCUCCCCCAGAAUAGGCAGGCACGGGGAGAGCGUGCCAGGGCGCCAACCGCUGCAGGGGCACGGACGGUGCCAGCGGCUGGGAAGAGCUGUGAGUUUGGUACCGCGGGCACUGGAGCCUCGGGAAGGAGUGAUGAGGGAUGGAGGGUGGGCAGGCUCUGGACCAACUGGGCCCUUUGUCACCCAGCCCCGAAUCUCUGCAGGAUCAGGCCCUGUGCUGCUGGCUGCCCCCCAGGCGGGCUGGCCAAGGAGUAGGGACAAGCAGGAGCUGAAUGGGUCGAAAGGUGCCAUGGGCAUGGAGCUGCGGCUGGCCCAGGGUUUGCAUCUCAUCCACACCACCCCAGCCCCUUAGUUUGUAUUUUUAUAAGUAUAUCUAUAGAAAUAUAUAUGAUGCAAAGUGCAAUAGAGACGAGACCCCGCAUUGGCCGGGAUGUCCUUGUGUCUCCAUCUCCCCUCAGACUGUAACACACCUUGUUCUCUCGGUGUCCUGCCGCUACAGGAUGGGGUGCUGGGUCGUUUACAUAUUUUUUUAAGUAUUAUUAUGACUAUUCUCGUUGUUUUGCUGUUUCCCCGUUUGCUGCUGGGGCGCACACCCUCGGGCAGGGCUGGCGGGGGGUGCUGCCCACCCCCUGUGGCACCUGCCCCUCUGUGCCAAAUGGUUGGAGCUGCCGGCGUGUGACGGCCCGCAGGGCAGUGCUUGGCACGGGGCUGCAGCCCAGCAACCCACUGGGACCCUGAUGCCUCCACAAAAGGCUGCCCCAGUCCUCUGCCAAAACACCAUCCACGGGGAUAUGUCCUGCUGCGGAGGAGAAGGCAGCUAUGCCCGGGUGGGCACCCUGUGCCACAGCCUCCCGGCCCAACCUUUUCCUUUCUCCCGUUCUUGGGAUCGUCUGCGCUUCCCUCGCCAAAAAGGACAGAGGUCUGGUGAGCUCCAACUGCUCCAUCUGCUCUCCGCUGCUGCUUCUUUCCCUUCCUCUGAGGGAAGAAGCAUCCCCCUUCCUGCUGUCCUCCCAGCCCCAGGGACUGCCUGCAACCUGCCUUUCUCCAGGACCACAGGGACAGACAUCUGGCUUUGGUUUAUCAGCCUGGGAAGACACAUCACAUCCCCUGUGGCCUGGGAAGGGGCAUUGGCCUGCACAGAGCUGGAGCAGGGGAGCUGCCAGGGACCAGCUGGAGCCCCUCGGGCAGGAGCAGGCACCUUGGGGCCUGGGCCACUCAGCCUUUGCCAUCCCCAAAGAUCUGUGCCAUCCUUCGCCUUCCUCCAGAGAGCUUCCAUCUCCCUCCCCUGGGUUAAGGAUGCUGGUGCUGCAAGAGGGACUUGCAGAACAGGACUGAGCCCUUGGCAGCCUGGCUGGGGGUGAGGGGGGCCUGUCCCCACCGCCAGCCUCUGCCUCAGAAGCAUUAUGUCAAGUUGUCUUAAAUAUGCAACAUCACCACAAAUAUAUCUCUUAUCUCUA
Colius striatus (speckled mousebird) is the source of this 4225-nucleotide messenger RNA. RefSeq names its product xylosyltransferase 2 (gene XYLT2). The record is from RefSeq and is a predicted model, not a curated record. Gene Ontology annotation, molecular function: protein xylosyltransferase activity. Gene Ontology annotation, cellular component: membrane. The transcript is spliced from 11 exons. Lineage: Eukaryota; Metazoa; Chordata; Aves; Coliiformes; Coliidae. Gene Ontology annotation, biological process: heparan sulfate proteoglycan biosynthetic process; chondroitin sulfate proteoglycan biosynthetic process. The coding region runs from base 15 to 2591 and encodes 858 amino acids.